GCGUGUCACUGUCCGUAAUUACUUCCUCUUGAGUUUCAUCAAUUAAAAACAAAAAAGAAGAAAUAAUGGUGAAGAAUAAACGCAAUAGGGACGACGACGACGACGAUACGUUCUAUUACCGCUAUUCCUCCACCUCCACUUCCACCUUAUCGUCAUUAAACCAAAAGAACCCUAAAUCCAAAUCCAACGGUUCAGGAGGCCUAGCACCAUCAAAAUCAACGGUUUACGUAUCAAACCUAGAUUACUCCCUCACAAACUCCGACCUCCACACUCUCUUCUCUACUUUCGGGAAGAUUGCCAGAGUCACCGUCCUUAAAGACAAGCAAUCGCGACAGUCAAAAGGCGUCGCCUUUAUUCAAUUCGUUUCUAGGGACGAUGCCGUAUCAGCAGCAAAACAGAUGGACAAAAAAAUCCUCAACGGACGUACACUCUCUGCUUCAAUCGCCUCCGACAACGGCAGGGCGGCGGAGUUUAUAAAGAAAAGGGUUUAUAAAGAUAAGAGUAGGUGUUAUGAGUGUGGAGAGAUUGGGCAUUUGUCUUAUGAGUGUCCCAAAAAUCAAUUGGGACCCAGAGAAAGGCCAGUGGCGGUCGAGAAGCGAGGCCGGAGAGGUGGCUGUGGUCGUGGUACUGGUGGUGGUGGUGGUCUUCGUCGUGGUGCUGGUGGUGAUGAUGGGGAGGAGGAGGAGGAGGAGGAGGAGAAUGGGUUUGAGGAGGAGGAGAAUUGGGCGUCAGUGGUGGAUGGAGGGGCGGACGAGAGGUUGUUGAAGAGGGAAGGGGAGAGUAAUGUAGUGGACAGGAAGAGAGUGAAGAAAGCUAGUUACUUCAGUGAUGAGAGUGAUGAGGAGGAGUGAUUUUAAGUUUUAUAUUGAGCAUGUUAUUGGCAACUGCAGUUGCUUGUGGAAGUUUGUCAUGCAUACAAGUGAAUCUUAAUUUGAGGCUGCUGGUACUCGAAGAUGAUGUCUUGAAGAAAUGUAUUCUGCCUUAGAAUCUUCAGUAACAUGCUUAUAAACAAGGAACAGGCACCUGCUUCUGAUUUUUAUGGUGAGCAUGUUGCAACGGCUGUAGAAGGUCGAUCUGAUCCUCUGACCUAUGUAAACCAAUGCUUAGGCAGGAUGCAAUUCUUUAGCAUGAGCAGAUGAACAAUGUGCUAAUAACGCAACCAUUUUAAAUUAAUGUUCUGCGAGAAUGUACGAUAAUUAGUCAGGUGCAGUGGCAAUUUGGAUAAAGGAAAAAUAUUUGGAAUAAAUCUUGUGAGAUAGAGUAGAAUUUAUUUAAA
This is a messenger RNA of Ricinus communis (castor bean), 1276 nucleotides long. RefSeq names its product U11/U12 small nuclear ribonucleoprotein 31 kDa protein. The record is from RefSeq and is a predicted model, not a curated record. Gene Ontology annotation, cellular component: U12-type spliceosomal complex. Gene Ontology annotation, biological process: mRNA splicing, via spliceosome. Bases 66 to 851 code for a protein of 261 amino acids. Gene Ontology annotation, molecular function: RNA binding; zinc ion binding. NCBI's taxonomy places the organism in Eukaryota, Viridiplantae, Streptophyta, Magnoliopsida, Malpighiales, Euphorbiaceae. The transcript has 2 exons.